AUGACUACAAACAAAGAUAGGACUUUGGUUGAACGCGAUAGUUCAAUCGAAGGUCUUUCAGCUACAAAAAGAUGGGCAUCAACCUCUGGGCUACUAGCUCUGCCAAUGCUUUUUGGAAUGAACUUAACUAAUACCAGUGAAGUUGGUGUGCGGAAGAUCUUGUCCAAUUCAGGAGUACUCGUGGAGUUGAGUAAGUUAGAUCGCUGGGUCUAUGUGACUUCGGCCAUGUUUAUUGGCGCAUUUAUCUUCUCAAUGGGUCUGUUCAUUGCGGGUUUGUACAAGAAAUCGGCUCAUAGUCGUUUCAAGGAGUUGUUUGUGAUUUGUGCGGGUUUGUUUGCCCUUUCAGGAUUAGUGUUGCCACACAGUGAUAACAUCGCUGUUCUGACACUGACUAGGUUCUUGGUUGGUGUGGCUAGUGGAAUUGCUUGUGGCCUGUGCAUGGUUUACUAUAUGGCCGUGCAUCCGGAAAACGUAGGCAAGAAAGUGUGUACGGCCCAUGGUUUACUGAUCUGUGUAGGAGUGAUGUUGCAGGGUAGAUUGGUUGAUAUAGUGCCUAGUGACUACUCGUAUUUAAUCUUCUACUUAACAACUUUGCUUAGUACAAUCUCAUUGGUACUUAGUCUCCUGUUUGUCAAGAAUAUUAAGGAGAAGAAGAGUAGUAUUGAGGUUGUUUUGAUAUCCGAUGGAUCUUCUUAUGAGAGUCAGAGAAGAACAGAUAGAAUGUCUUUGUUUUUGAUUGGUUCUUGUUUAGUGAUGCAUGUGUUGCAGCAGUUAACAGGUAUUAAUCCUGUUUUGGUCAAUGCUAAGAAGUUGGUGUUCAAUAGUACUGAUCUGGUGGCCAUGCGGCCGGCUAAGACAUUCUUUGAUUUGGCCGGGUUGUUAGGAGCAGUGGCUGGUGUGGGUUUAAUGAUGGUUUGUCCUAGUAAAUUCACGUGGAUUAUUCUGGUCUCUUCAGUUGCGACUGGAUUGAGUUAUGUGCCUUUCUUUAUGGAUGGAUUUGAGGUUGGUCGAUGGUGGGGAGCGGGUUUGUACUACUUCUUCUUUUCGAUUAUGCUAGCUGGACUGCCAUGGAUGUUGCCUUCAUUAGUACUGACGGAUAAGAAGAACGUAUCUUUGGCGGCUGGAUUAGGGUCUCUCUGUAAUUGGUUGAUAUCCUUUGGCUUGAUAAUGGGUGGUGAUUUGAUUAUUAAUAAUCUGGGCAGUGAGAUUAUGUUUGCUAUUUUCAUGGUCUGUUCGUUUAUGCAGGGCCUGUUUGGCUGGUGGCUGCUGCGAUAUAUCCAGACUAAUAAGAAGCCAGCUAGUACUAAGGACUUCUCAAUGGAAAGUUCAGGCAGUGCAAUUACAACUGAGGUUUAA
This is a messenger RNA of Nematocida homosporus, 1356 nucleotides long. RefSeq lists its product as uncharacterized. Gene Ontology annotation, cellular component: membrane. Gene Ontology annotation, biological process: monosaccharide transmembrane transport. Bases 1 to 1356 code for a protein of 451 amino acids. The record is from RefSeq and is a predicted model, not a curated record. The transcript has a single exon. Gene Ontology annotation, molecular function: hexose transmembrane transporter activity. NCBI's taxonomy places the organism in Eukaryota, Fungi, Microsporidia.